Messenger RNA from Ananas comosus (pineapple), 2245 nucleotides. RefSeq lists its product as uncharacterized. The transcript is spliced from 13 exons. The record is from RefSeq and is a predicted model, not a curated record. Gene Ontology annotation, biological process: protein phosphorylation. The coding region runs from base 75 to 2219 and encodes 714 amino acids. Lineage: Eukaryota; Viridiplantae; Streptophyta; Magnoliopsida; Poales; Bromeliaceae. Gene Ontology annotation, molecular function: ATP binding; protein kinase activity.
GCUACGUGUCGCCGCUCCUCUCCCACCUCUCGCCGCUUCUUCUUCUGUGUGUGUGUGUGUUCGAACCCCUUCCCAUGGCGAACGCGCUCCCGAGACUCCUCCGCCGCCACCGCCGCCGCAUCCUCUCUCCUCCUCUCCCCCGAUCCCAUCUCCUCCCCUCCAACCCCGCCCCGAUCGAAGCCCUAAUCACCAACCCCCUCCUUCGCCGGUACUCGGCGGGGUUCACGAGCGUCCAUGGCGAGAGGCCCUCGGCGGAGUACGCGAGGCUGCGCAAGGAGGCGCUGGAGAGCGAGUUCGGCCACAUCCUCGGCGCCCGCUCGAGGACGAUCUUCGCCUUCCACCGCUUCGGGCCCUUCCUCGCCCUCUACCGCGCCGCGAUAAUCUCCUUCCAGGUCGCCAAGCUGACCGUGUGGCACUUCGUCCUCCAGGACGUGCGCAAGCGCGCUGAGAAGUUCCGGGAGACUUUGAUACGCUUGGGCCCUUUUUAUAUCAAGCUCGGGCAGGCUCUAAGCACGCGUCCUGAUAUAUUACCUAGUGCUUAUUGUCGAGAGCUCUCCAAAUUACAGGAUCAAAUACCGCCAUUUCCUACCCGUGUUGCGAUCAAGUCUAUUGAGUCUCAAUUGGGCUCUCCAAUUUCUGAAUUAUUUGUGGAUAUUAGCAGAGAGCCCAUUGCUGCAGCAUCCUUGGGGCAAGUAUACAAAGCUCAUCUACACACUGGAGAGCUCGUCGCUGUGAAAGUGCAGAGACCUGGUAUGACAGUCUCUCUGACCCUCGAUGCACUAUUGUUUGAUAUGAUUGGAGGGCAGCUGAAAAGGUUUGCUAAGGCUCGCAAAGAUUUGUUGGGAGCCGUCAAUGAGAUGGUUAGACACAUGUUUGAUGAGAUUGACUAUAUUCUAGAAGGACGAAAUGCAGAAAGAUUCGCUACUCUCUAUUCUAAUUCUGCCAGCGCCGAGGGCAAGUCUAGAAGAGGGACGGCCGUCAAAGUCCCAAAGAUAUAUUGGAAGUACACACGUAAAGCUGUGCUUACCAUGGAAUGGAUAGAUGGGAUUAAAUUAACCGACACAGAUCGUAUCAAUGAAGUCCGUUUAGAUCGGAAACGGUUAAUUGACCAGGGACUCUAUUGCUCAUUGAGGCAACUUCUUGAAGAGGGGUUCUUUCAUGCUGACCCACAUCCUGGAAAUCUUGUUGUUACACUUGAUGGAUCUCUUGCAUACUUUGACUUUGGUAUGAUGGGAGAUAUUCCCCGGCAUUAUCGUGUUGGACUUAUCCAAGUGCUUGUACACUAUGUUAAUCGUGAUUCAUUGUCUUUAGCAAACGACUUCCAUUCUUUGGGAUUUAUUCCUGACGGAACAGAUUUACAGUCAGUGGCAGAUGCCUUAAGCACAUCCUUUUCUGCUCGGAGCAGACAAUCAAAUGACUUUCAGGGCGUAAUGAGGCAGUUUUACGAUGUUAUGUAUGAAUUUAACUUCUCCCUGCCUCCUGAUUAUGCACUGGUGAUAAGAGCACUGGGAUCCUUAGAAGGAACUGCUAAAGCAUUGGAUCCUGAUUUCAAGGUCAUCGAGAGUGCAUAUCCUUUUGUCAUUGGGAGGCUUCUUGCGGACCCUAACCCUGAUAUGAGGAAAAUACUGCGUGAGCUCCUUAUUCGUAAUGAUGGUUCCAUCCGAUGGAAUCGCCUUGAGAGACUGAUCGCAGCUAUUUCUGAGGAGUCCUCAGAAUCAACGAAUGAAACUGCUAGCGAUCCCGGGGUGAAGUCUAGUGAGGCACCCGGAUGGAAAUCCUUCGACAUGCGUUCAGUUGUUGCUGCCACAGAGGAUCUUCUUUGUUUCAUUUUCUCAGAUAAAGGCUGGAGGGUCCGGGUUUUUCUCAUUCAGGACAUCCUGAAGGCUUCAGAUGCUUUCCAAGAAGAAGCCUUUCCAUGCAUAUUCGAGGCACAAGAAACUAUGGAGACACCUGAUCCUGAGAGUGCGGUGAUAACCAGACUAGUGAAUGGUUUCCACUCUAUACGGCAAGCCGUUAGGUCAGCUCCAGAAGUGUGGACUGCGAUGCUAAUACGGAUGUUGCUGAGGCGCGAGGUACAUAAAUUUCUUUUCGAUGUUUUUACCGCAUUCGCAAUCCAUUCCCGGAGUAAGGUACUGGAAAAAUUUUGGCUUUGUCUGUCGAGGUUUCUCCACUAUUUGGAGAAGCAACAAGAAUUGCAAGAUUCAUCAAAUAUUCAGUAAGAUUGGUUUUUCGUUUUUUGUUUGUU